Molecule: messenger RNA, 7250 nt
Organism: Myiozetetes cayanensis
Lineage: Eukaryota; Metazoa; Chordata; Aves; Passeriformes; Tyrannidae
Gene: BLACAT1
Product: BLACAT1 overlapping LEMD1 locus
Exons: 3
Coding region: 1908-2066 (52 amino acids)
Source: RefSeq, a predicted model, not a curated record
GGCAGGAGCCCUUUGACGUUGAGGCUCCGCCGAGCAGGGGUGAGGAGGGGGCUGAGGGAUGUCCUGGCACUUCCAGGCACAUCUCCCACCAUGCUGUGCCCCUGCCAGGGGUGCUGGAGACCCAGCAGAGCCUGUGGCCAUGCAGUUUGCAGCAGGCAGGGUCUGUCCCCGCAGCUCCCAUGAGGUCACGGCCAGGCCGGUGCCCCCGGGGAUGUUGGAGGGGAGGUGGUGGCCAGGAGCACGUGGGAAGGACAGGUUUAGUUCCACAGCAGGACUUGGCAAACUGGUGCUUUUUAAACGGGCAAAGGCAAUGUCUGCGAGCACAGAAACCUGUCAGGGCUGGGCUGGAUCCACGGGGUGGGAGAGAAGGGUGCAGAUCCCGCUGCCACGGGCCCUGUUCCUGCAGAUCCCAUCACCACAGCCCCCAUUCCUGCAGAUCCCAUCACCACAGCCCCCAUUCCUGCAGACCCCCCCACCACAGGCCCCAUCAUUACAGACCCCAUUCUGCAGAUCCCAUCGCUACAGAUCCCCCUGCCACAAACCCCAUCACUCCAGACCCCACCACUGCAUCCCCCACCACCCCCAGGACCACCUGACCGGCGCUGGGGGAUUCCAAACCACCUUGCCAAGCAGGAAACGAGCAAUUCCUCCCUUCUUUUUUGGUUUUUUGUGUUUUUUUUUUUUUUUUCUUUUCUCACUUCCUGAGCUUUGAGUCAUUAGGUGUCAGGCUUUCAAGUUUAUUUCACCAGCCUGGAAUGCAUCUUUAAAAAUAAUAGUCAUUGAAAAAAACUGAAAGCUGAGAUUCAGCUGUAAUCCCAUGACUCAAGGAGGUGUGGAAGGAAGAAAAUCACGAAAUCCCAUGAGUUCCAACAAUGAAAGCAUGAGAGCUGGCAGGACUGUGCCACAUAAAUCAUCAAAACUAAACACCAUCCGUCAAAAUGAAAGGAAUUAAGCCAAUCUCACCAGGCUGUUUUAAUUAUUUUUUAAUGAGGAUUUGCUCAUUCAGAAAAUUCACCCCUGACAAUGCCUGCCCCGAGCCAUUCACGCCGGGCAGGGUGGACACGCUUGGCUUGGCCCCACCACCCCCACCCCGGGGCUGCUCUGGGAUGGGGAGCACAGAGGAGGGUGCCAAGGAGGGGAGAGUAGGGCAAAUUACCCAAAACCACACCGGGAGUCCUGGUUUUGUUGCAGUCCAAACACUAGCCCUGGUUUUGUUGCAAUCCAAAAUGCUGCGGCGGGGAAGUCAUGAGCAAAAUCCUCCUUCCUGGAUGGUCCCUGUUGUCAUCCCAAACAUUCCCAGAAUGAGAUUUGGGUCUUAAAGCUCACCUUGUUCCACCCAUGGCAGGGGACACCUUCCACUAGCCCAGCUUGCUCCAAGCUGGCCCCUUGGACACUUCCAGGGGUGAGGAAGCCACGACCACCAGCCCCUGUUAAUAUUUCGGUGGCUGCUGGGCGAAAGCAGCUCCGAGCAGGAUUAUUGGCAGCCUGUCUGCGCUCUGCCAGCGAGCUCCUCCAGCCCCCAGACCUGCUCUCGCUACCUUUCAUGCUAUUGAUUUUUCCUUUAGCAAGGCAGGCACGAGGCACGGAAGGGGCAGAGGGAGCACAACCCGCUGUGCUUCCCGGGGAGCGGCUGGGAUGGGAAGGAUUGGAGCGGGCACGUCCGUCUGGUGGUCAGGGAGCCGAGGCUGGGGGCUUUGUGCCAAAUCUUGCCCUUCUCUGCCAGCCCCAGCGCCCCCCAGGCACUGCCCAAGGAGCUUUAGCAGAGAGAUUUGUCCUGAGGUUUUCUGUCUGCUCCGUCCUCAGGGACACCUGAGGGGACGCGCACGGGACGAGCGUUCCCAUGAAAGCCCUGCCGUGCAGAAGGCAUUGGCAAGGGACCCCUGGCAAAGGUCCAGAGUGAAGAGGAGAUGCUGCCAGCACCAGGUUCUCCCGGGGGUGCUCCCGAGCCUCUCCUGCUCCGGGGGAUGCCCCAGUUCACCUUUGCUUGCUUCUGUGGGCUCCAUGGCUUCUGCAAGAUGAAGAGGAAGAAAGAAGAGUCCAGUGCAGAGCAGGAGACGGCCGUGUGAGGAGCAGACCCUGCCGAGCUGUGCCUCGGGACCCCUCCUCGUCCCCUCGGCCACGGGGAUGACCUUGCUGGGAGGCAGAAGCAGAGGCUGGGGGUGUCACCCCGGUGCUGCAGCAAUCCCACCCGGACACCCCGCCCUGCCGGGCACUGAGCCCCCAGCACCCCAACACUCGGGGUCAGAGGGUCCCUGCACCCCAGGGGGAUAGACAUUUCCCUCCUGGACAAGCCAACCUGCCCCUUGCUCCAGCAAAUCUCAACACACAGACCUGGAAGGGUUUCAAAAGCUGGGGCCAGGCCUUGGGGUCCCGGUGCUGGGCAGGGUUGGCCCCUGGCUGGUAAGUUGUCCAGCUGCUGCAGGACUGGCUGAAGGCAGAAAACGAGCUGGUUUGGGGUUUGUUUCUCUUCCUAAAGUCUCAAGCAAUUGUCUGUGACUCCAAGAAGCCGUUCUCCGUGCCUCUGCUCCCAUGGCUGCAGCACCCUGCAGUGUUUUGGAGGCACCAGACACACGGACCCUGCUCGGAUGCCUCUCCCCAUGGGACCAGUGCAGACCAGCAGCUCCCACCCCACGGGCAGGGGGGACACCUCAGGGUGUGAGCCCACCCCCUGCCCCCUGAGCCGUGAGGCUCAGCAGGAGGUUGUUCUUUUUUGGCGGCCAGGACCAAAGCCCUGAGCUUGGGGCACCUGAGAUCCGUUCCAGGGACAUUUUCUCCGGGGCAGAAAUCCUUCAAUUCUUCCAUGCUGCGCUUCCCACCUCCCUGUGGAGACCCUCUGAGCCUGGGGCCAAAGGCAGCGCCCAGGAUUGCUGGGCAGGAGCUGCUCUUCCCCAGGGCUAGUCCUGCUCCUGCCACCACCUUUGCUGUGGUGGCCGUGCCCACGAACCCCCUUCCCCCCCCACCCCGUCCGUCUGUCCUCCCCACCCUCUGCUAAAGCCAUACAGGGGCCCCCUGCAUGCUGUGCCUUCCCCAGGGGACUCAGGCAGACAUUCCCACUGGGAUACCCUCCAAACAGCCCCAGGGGCUGCACGUGGGAGAGCUGGAGAGUGUUGGUGAGCCCGGGUCUCCUGGGGUUUGGGUCUCGGUGACAGCUCCCCCAUCCCUGAACACGCACAGGGUUUGGGUCUCAGUGCCCAGUUCCCUGUCCCUGAACACACCCAGCCUUCCCAUUCGGGCACCAGCAGCUCCCAUUUGCUGGAGAGCAGCAGGGACAGCCCCUGGAAAGGGUAAAUGCUUGGGGGCAGCCGGUUGGCACAGGGGGGGGAUUGACUUUGAACCCCCUGAGGAGCCCCAAUCAUGGGGAUGAGCACCCUUGGAGCACAAAUUCUCCCCCAUGGUUAAGUGGCUUGACCUUUCCAGGGUUUUCCCAGUGCUCCCAGACCCACACUCGGCCAACAGAGCUGUCUGUGCCACUGACAGCUCCCUUAGGAGCAGAUCUGUUGGCUCAGCCAACAUCCAGGACCAACACGGCUGUUAUUUUAUUUUCUUAUCCAAAGGAUUUAGCACAAAAACCUGAGCUUGGCCAGCAGUAACAGCACAAAGGUGCAGCUGAGGAGCUUUAAAUCCUCCCUGCUGGGUGCCUGUUUCCCAGGAAGCAGCUGACUGGGGUGGGAUGUGCUGGGAGGUGGCAGCCAGGGGAGGACACCGGGCAGGGGGACACGGGUUAUGUGAGGUCUCUGUGUGUCACACCCGGGCUGGGGCAGCUCAGGACACUUUGCUCUUUCCCCUCCUUGAUCCCAAGCGAUGUGAGCUGUGGGAUCCAGUGGUGGAGCCCCCCAGAAGUGUUCCCAGGUGGGUAUUUCCCAGCUGGACUCCAGGCUGGGCUGGGAUGAGCUGGGAGCUGUGCAGACAUAGUGCAUGACCACAGGAUGGGUUGGGUUGGAAGGGACCUUAAAGCCCACCCAGUUCCAAGCUCCCUGAACACACCCCGCACACGCCACGCACACCCCACCCGUGCUGUGUGCCUGCUCAGGUUUUUCCCUGUGUCUCGAACAUUCCUGUCUCCAGAGAGGGGUUCCCAAGGCUGGGAAGUUCAAUGAAUGUAGCACGUAAAACCCAGACAGGCAGACGCUCGCCCACACCCAUUAUGUGUGCAUUUGAAAACGGGAACAAACCAACCAGGAGCCGUGUGAAUGUUAAAGCCGCUCGAGCCGUAGUUUUUAUUUUCGAAGAGAAUUUCCCACCUCCCUGGGUGGAUGCAGCUCUCAAAGAAGCAACAAUAUGUUUUCCACCAUGUCCCCGAGCAAAAUGGUUUGCUCCUGGAUUGACCUCUAUUGUGUUCGUAAACGGCUCGUGGUGCUUUUUGAUUCCCCCCCUCCCAUCAUAACGACUUGACCUCCAGAUUUAUGGCUGAAGGUCUUUUCAUCUGCACGUUGUUCCCCCACCAGACCGCAGCCUGACGCUUUUCUGGAGCAAACCUGCCAAGAGCUGAGCCCCUCAGAGCCCCCCAUCCUCCCACUGGCAAAUCUGCAGCAGGCAGAAGCGAAUGGAUUUGUUUCUCUCUUUCCCGUGGCAGCGUUUUAAUAGGGCAGCGUCUGCUCCGAGCCUGCGAGGGCUGGGAUGUGACAGCUCCUGUCACAGAACGCUCCCUCCCCGUCUCCUUCUCUCUUCCCCCACGUUUGCACAACCCCUGGCGUUUUUAGAGACUCGGAGUUUGCUUCUUUUCCCGGGUUUCCUCUUGCUCUCCUUGCCCUUUGGCUCUUCCAACCCCAACUUUCGCUUCUCUGCUCUGGAGUCUCCCGGACCUGAGCGAUGCUGGAGCAGAUAAAUCUUACUGACUUACUAACUAUCAUCCAGUAGUUCCCAAGUGCUUUUCCAAGGUUUUUCCAUCCUCUGGAGAGGGGAAGGAAGGUGCAGGGAGCUCCCUGGGCUUGCUCACUGAGGCUGCAGAACCCCUCCUGACCUGGCUCUUCCUGGGGCAUCCCUGGGGAAGGGGGGCAGGAAGGUGUGAGGUGUCCUCCCCAUCACGAAUCCAGCUCAGUGUGCAGCUGGAAUCUCUGCAAGUCCCCAUUACCUCGCACCAUGGGUUCCCAGGGUUUCUGGAGGGAGCCUCCACCUCCACCCCUCCUCGGGGAAAGGAGAGCCCUGCUCCUGAAAGAUGCAUUUGUUCCCACCAGCAAUAAUCCUCCUUUAAUCCUAUUACACCCAGGAAGGCAUCCAAAUUCCCUUGGAGCAGAUGAUGGGAUGCACAGAGGAGGGGGCCCCUCUCUCCCUGUGGUGCCUGCCCUGGGUCCCCACUGGGGUUUGGGGGGUGGGUGCCCCACAGCUCAUCCCCUUCCCGUGCUCCUCGAGCUUUUCCUCCAGUUCCAAAGGUCUGGAGUGAAGCAACGACACCCCUGGGAUGGAGCAGAACAUCCUCCCAAAACAGGCAGUGUGGCCCCCCCCUGGAAAUUCUGGCCUCCUUGGGAGGCAAGGGAGGAGGGAAAGAGCCUGCAGAUGUUUAUUUGCAUGGACCACAGCCAGGCUGGGGACCAAAACCUGCAGGGGGAUGGUGCAGACCCCUUGAAAGAUGGGCUGGGGAUGGAGGGGUCCUGGGGAUGGAAUUGUCCCAGUAACAGAAGGGUCCUGGUGAAUGGGGGGCCUUAGUGACAGAGGGAUCCUGGCUUUUGAGUUGUCCUGGUGCUGGAGGGGUCCUGGGGAAUGAGGGAUCCUGGUGCUGGAGGGAUCCUGGUGCCAGAGGGGUCCUGGUGCCAGGGGGGUCGUGCCAGAGCAGCGUGCAGGAUCUGGUGUGAGCUGCAGGAAUGUUUGUGCACUGAGCUGGAAGGGCACAAGCACCAGCUGGGGGAGGCAAGCCAAGGAAAAAAACUGCAGCUUGAACUCUCCAUCUGGUAACACAUUCUUAAAGGGUUUGCUGGGGAUGUGAAAGAGGAGCAGAAAAUAACCCUGGGGAGCCCGAGGCUGACGCUCCACAGCAGGACAGACUUCCACCCAAGCCAUGACCUGGAGCACAAUGAGCUCUGUUUGCUGCAGGCAGGGCAAUCUCUGCAUCCUUUGGGGGGGUAGCCAAGAGAAAAAAACCACUAUUUUUCCCAUUAUUAUUAUUAUUUUUUCCCCAGAAAUCACCUGGUCAAAGCCAUCCUUUCUCCCCUCCCACGGGCAGGAUUUUCUUUCCAGCUGCUCUUGGCCUGGAUGCUCAUUCCAGCUGACCUCUCCGAGCUCUCCUCUCGCUCAAAACGAUUUCUGGCUGCCCCCAAAACACUGCUUCUCCCAGAAUGUUAUUCUAAGGACAAAGCCCAGGCAGCUUUGGGCAGCUCCAGGUGGGCAUGGGGGAAGCUCACGUUGUUUUGGGAAAAUGCUGAGCGUGUUCUGUUCCUAUUUCUGCACAUCAGCAGAGCCUCCCGAGUUCAGGGUUUGCAGCCCUGGCGAGUCCUUGGCGAGGACCUUCAGAUUUAGCUUUGGGCCAAAAAGAAAAGAAAAAAAACCAAAAACCCAGGGGUGUUGGUGAAACCCAAAGUGUAUUUCUUGAAUGUAACUUUCUUUUUGCACAAGGAUUCAUGGUGAGCACGGGAUGGACUUUAUUACCUGGGAUUAAUCGCUGCUCUGGAGUUUAUUAAGUGUAAAGAUGUGGGUCAAGCUCGACCCUUGUUUUAUGCCAGUGUAAACCCAGAGAGACAAUCUGACACUGAGGUGUCUCCAGAAAUAUUAACUAAACAGAAAUGAGCUUGGACUGGACCCCAACACUCAGAUUUCUCCUGUUUCUCCAGAUUUUUCCUAUGCAAAAACACACAAGCAACCAGCACAGGCAGGCAAAGGCAGGCUCACAGCAGGUCCUGACUCAACAAAGCCUUGCCUAAAUCUCAGUGCUUGCUUUGGGAUUUUGCUCCAGCCCAUAAAUUUUCCUGAUUCCACCCGAAAUAAACCCGUAUUGAUCCCUGACAAAGCAGGAAAGGCACAGGAGCAUCCUUGCAACGUCCCCCUGAUGCUGCCUAACAGGGAUCAGAGCAUUAAACCUCUUUGUAUCGUCCUUUUUUUUUUUUUUUUUUUUAAUCCCACUGCCUGGAUUUCAUCAGGAAAGGGAGCUGUUCCUCCUCAGGAGUCUCCCGGCCCCAGGAGCCAUAGAAACCCAGUACUGUACGUUUGGGAAAAUAAACGUGGCAUUUGUAAAUAAACACACACGUCUCUACGCACAGAGCAGAGCGCUUCCCAUGGGAAUUCCCUAUGCUAGAGGAAUAUGUAAGUUAAAUAAAUAAAUA